UUUCUCAUAAUUGUCUUGCCGAUGAAUUAAUGGCCUUAAUGAAAACGUAUAAACCAGGUUCAAUUUCUACCUCUAGUUAUAUCCUACAACUAAUACUUGUCGUAGCUGAUGAUGAAAUUUGGGAGACAAUAAUUGCAUUUUAUGAAAAGCUUACGGUAGUGCUAAUAAGUGAAAUAUUGUCAAUUCGUCGUGAUUUCGCCGGAAUGAAGGAAUAUUGCGAUGUACUACUUGAAUGGCAGGAAAAUCAGUUGCCCAGUUGUUCAAGGCCUGCAGUUAACUUAUCUCAUGUCGACAAAAAUACCAUUUUUCCUUUGAAAUCGUUAAUAGAUGAAGGAAAAAUUGGAAAUUCUGGAUCGUUAUUUGAGUCAAUAAAAAGAUCAUUUGGGAUACAGAAAGACCAUAUAAUUGACUCAUAUACGGCAUCAUCUGCGGUUAUGUCGAUUCUUACAUACUACCCUGCUCCAAGUCUUGGCACUGAAAGUGGACCAUCUGAAAGCCACUCCAAAAUUCAACUUUGGAGCAGGAUACUAGCUGAUGUAUUCCUUCACAAUUUGGUUCGGUUCGAACCUAUUUGGGAAUACCAUCAGCUAGUUCCUGGUCAUGGUGGAAGGGGUUCUGCUUACCUUGACUUUGCAGCAGUUGUUAAGGAUUUCGAAAAAUAUGAUCGUGAAAUCCAUAAAGAUUACGCGGUUGUAGCUGCUGAGGCAUCAUUUGAACUCAAUCGCAUACUCUCGAUAACUCCGGAGUCAAAGGUGCCUGAAAUUAGGAUGCAUGUAGGUCUAAUAAGUAAUUCGGGUAUCCGCUUGGGGAUCCUAAGACCUUUCUACAAUGAUGACAAGACAGCCAUAUCAUUUUCUUAUGACCAAGAUGUUGUGACCUUCAAAUUGCAACAUGAUAAUGGUAAUCAAAAUGAUGCUGUCUUGGAUGCACUUAAACUUAUAGUUUAUUUGCGCGAAGUAGUUUGCAAAGAUGGCCUUGUCAUAAAGGACUUGGGAUUCAACUAUCUUUACACCGAAGUCGAAAAGAGUAAGAUACAUAGUAGAUAUUGA
Racocetra fulgida is the source of this 1049-nucleotide messenger RNA. The record is from the annotation of a GenBank genome assembly. Lineage: Eukaryota; Fungi; Glomeromycota; Glomeromycetes; Diversisporales; Gigasporaceae.